Molecule: messenger RNA, 8352 nt
Organism: Eupeodes corollae
Lineage: Eukaryota; Metazoa; Arthropoda; Insecta; Diptera; Syrphidae
Product: small subunit processome component 20 homolog
Exons: 3
Coding region: 117-8279 (2720 amino acids)
Cellular component (GO): nucleolus; small-subunit processome; 90S preribosome
Source: RefSeq, a predicted model, not a curated record
GUGGAUUGAUGUGUUUGCAAUAGUUUUACAUUUUUUAAAAAAAGAAUUUCAAAUUUACUUCACUAAAAAACUAAAAUUCUGCAUACAAAUUAUAUGAAAUUCAAAUUGAAGUCAACAUGGAUGAAAAACGUAAAACAAAAGAAACAAACACCUUUCGGUUUAAAUCAUUUGCCGAUCGAGUAACCGAAAUCGACAUCCGUCGCUCGGCCCUCUACCACAUUGGCCAUGUCAACGAGGAACUUCCCGAAGACGAUGAGACUUACUUCCAUCAGACCAUCAAGAAGUGGAGUGUCCUCAAUUUGACCGAUGAAUUCAAUCAAUUUAGCAAGAAGUGCAAUGGCAUCGUGACUCUGCCACAAUUACUCCACAAGAAGGACUUUGUUGUGGAUCAUCUGCUGGAGAAACUGUCGACAGCCACUAAUUUAUCACUCCAGCCGCUGCUUGAGAUCUUGGUCGUGUUGGGGCGGGAUCUGCGCGAGGAGUUCUAUGCGUAUUUUCAGCGAAUACUCGAUAGACUCAUCUGUCUGCUGAACACCAAAGAUCCCGACCAACUAGAAUGGACGCUCAUAUGCCUGGCUUAUCUCUUCAAGACGAUGAAACCGUUUCUCAAGCGAAACAUCGGUGUGGUCUUCCAUGCCAUUCUGCCGCUCCUCGAUGAGAAUCGCUACUCCGAAGAUGUGACCAAUUUCGCAGUUGAAUGCUUCUCUUUCAUCGCCAGAGAUCUUAAAGACUAUGGAAAACUUCUGGAUAUCAUUCUAGGAACUGUGGAAAAAGAACAGCUCCAAAGUAUUCAAGGCUGUGGGAGGUUGUUCUUUGAGAUUGUUCGCGGUGUUAAAGGUCUUUUCCAUAGCAUCGCUGAUAAAUUCCUUGAAUUUCUCUUCGAGAGUGUCCUUAAGACCGAACAGAAGCGCCGCCAAGACCUCCUCUUCGAAGUCGUCUCCACGACAGUUGGUGAAAUCCUGAAAUUCAUCCACCCCCACAACAUUGGUCUACUGUGGGUAGUAUUUUGUCGAGUGGUUAACUCCGGAUUGGGAGGAAAUAAUGUAAAUUCUUUGAUCCUCCUCAUGUCACAAGCAGCACAAUGGAGAGAUGGUCGAUUCUUGGCCGAAAUGGACACACUCGUUCCGACAAUUCUCAAAGUAAUCGACUCAUCCUCUGAGGACGAUCGAAUCCUUCUCGAUAACAUUUGCACUCUGGUCAGCGUGAUUCUUCUAUCGACCAAUGCCAAAGUCUCCCAACUCGACACCAGUCGCAUGAUCAGAAAAAUGAUGCAAAUAAGUCAACGUGAGAUCUACGAAACCUUCAUAAUCCGAAUUUCCACUCACACACAAUUCGAGAUUUUAGUCUUGCCCGAUCUGUUGAAGUUCUUCGAAAGCAACUUCGAUCAACAAAGUCUGGAAUUGAUGGCUCAAAUUGUUCUACAAAAAUCUCCACUUGUAAAAAAUGGCCAAAAAUUGGGUGAAUGGAAGAAAUACCCACUCCAGAUGAAAAAACAAGACACAUUAAACAGAUUCGAGAAGAUUUUCAAGGACUAUACUGGACAAGAAUGUGAGACAGAUGAAGAAUUCUUCUUGAGCCUUAUCCUAGCUCCUCACAUUGUGGGUCUUGAUUUGAAGGUCGUCCAAGUGAAAUGUCAGAAACUCAUUCGAGAAAUUGUCGAAGCACAAGACCAGAACGAAAAAGCGUUGUUUAAAUUAUCAUUACUCAUUGAGACGAGUAUACACUUGGAAUCCACUUGGAAGGACAAUAUUUUGGGACAGAUUGUAACCUUCAUCCUGCCCCACUGCAGAAGCUGCAACUCCGCUCUGGAAAUUCUUGAUCAAAUCUGCGCCCUCAAGCCAAAUGUCGUCAAAUCCAAUGACAAGGUCCAUGAAGUCUUGGCCAGCUUACUUAGCUCCCGAUCCAUUGAUAUUCGUCUCCUAAGCUCACACUGUCUCUAUUCCAUCAACAAGUCCAACCCAAGUAGCCCCUACAAACUUUUCUAUGACACCGAGAGCAUCGAACCCACCGUCCAUACCUACAGGGAGCAAAUACUAUUGCUUCAGAAGCUCGAGACAAGUGGUGAGUUCUUUAAAUCCAUCAAAGAGAAUCACUUCAAAGUUGACACUCUGAGAUUCCUCAUGGGAAUGCUCUAUCACAAUUUCAAGUUCCUGUGGGAGCCGGUUCUUAAACUUAUCCAAGAUUACUCCAAGGAGCUAGCGAUUGCAGAUUUUUGGGAAGUUUAUAAACAAAAACUUGACGAAACAGCUGAAGAAAUUGCCAAUUUGGACAAAGGAUUAAAAUCCAAACCAGUUGAAUUCUACUGGAAAAGUUCAGCCCUGAGCUCGUUGCAAUCGGCUGGAAACAAGGAAUCCUCAAGACAGGAACUGAUCAACUAUAGAAACCUGAUUUGGAGCAAGAUCUCAAGCUAUGGACAGAUCAGAGAGGUGAAGAAUCGUGAAUUGGUGACAAUGUUUUUGCAAUUUGUCCACGAUGAGUACAAAGCCAAUCAACAGAAGAAACUCUUCACCUGGGACAUUUCUCAAGACGAUGACAAACAAAGCCCCGAUGAUGACGAUGAAGAUGAUGAUGAAAUGGAGGUGACUACAAGUAGUAGAAAGAAACCAUCGACAUCCACCAAGAUGAUUGUGUCGACAUUGACGAGUAAAAUGGGAAUUUUCGUGAAUCAACCAAAUCCCAAAGCCCUACAUAGAGAGCCUGAGUUGUAUGGCUUCUAUAUGGAACUGCUCUCAGGAAACGAUCCUGCCUUGCAGAAGCUCGCCCUAGAUUGUGUCAUGGCCUACAAACAUAAGUCCAUCAUGCCCUACAAGGAUCAUCUCUAUGCGCUGAUCGAUGAAAAGAAAUACCGAGAUGAGUUGACUAGCUUCAAGAUCCAUCAAGCCGCUGGAACAAUCCAAGACGAACAUCGUGAGGAACUCAUGAAGAUUCUCCUCCGGAUUCUCUACGGAAAGAUGACCACCAAGACGACUCAGAAGAAUGUGAGUAGCCAGGUGCGGAAGGGCAUCAUUUUGAGAUUUCUAGGUGGGUGUUCAACCGAGGAGAUCCUGUGGUUCCUUAAGAUGGCUUUUGGUAUGUACGAUCAGAUUAUCGAAGCUGAUCUGGAGGACAUUCCCAACAAAGUCAAAGAACACUUUAAUGUAACUGCAGUGUGGUCACCAAAGAAACUCCAGAGCACCAUAAACCUGCUCGAACUCAUCCGCAAACAAUUCGGUGGUCUUAUGAAGGAAGACUUCCUCAUCUACAUGCUCAAGUUGAUAACUUUCGUUGGAAGCGUUUGCAAAGAAGUGAUAACUAAAGCCUCUGAUGAGGAAGCUCAUAUUCAUCCCAAGAUGUCGACGAUAUUCAAGAACGUCAAGAACACAGCCCUUUUGAGUUUGGUGAACUUCUUUGAGCAUUUCCAGAGCUUUGGCUGGACCAAGAGUCAGAUGGCUACUCUAGCGGAGAUAUUUGUUUGGGGAACCAUUGAGAAACUCCCUCAAGACAGUAUUCACUCACCCACACCCGUGCUGAAGCUCCUCCUGCAAUGGGCUGAAAUUCCAAAGCUCUAUGGCUAUCUCUCGACGCAGCGGAAUGGAGCUACACCGUUCCAAUAUAUCGUUGAAUUGCUGCUGAAUGAAAAAUCCAAGCCCCCGGUUCGGAAGCCAAUCAUGGGAAUCAUUGAGAAACUUCUUACCGUUCAGGCCGAGGAUCAGGAGGUGGAUGGGGUCGAAGUGAUAAGACCGCACAUUUUACAGAUCCUCAAACGUCUAAAGAUGAAUUUCAGCUCCAGUGGCAAAAACUCUCGUCGUCGCACGAAUCUGGACAAGAGGGAUCUUAAUAUUCUCUCACAGCUCACUCAGCAUGUUGAUGAUGCCGAGACCUGUGACAGCCUUCUUCAGCUUUUGUUGCCAAUCUUGAUUAGCCAGAGCAGCACUUCGGAGGAGGUGGUGUGCCAAGUUAUUACCACCCUCUCGAACCUCAUUAAGAAGCUGGAUGAGCCUGAGUCGUAUCUGCGAAAGAUAGCUCCUCUCUUUGAACAGGUUCAGGAGGUGUCUGCCCGAAAGAUGCUCUGUCAACUCCUGAUUGACAUUGGAAAGAGAAGAGCGGCGGUGAAGGAAACAGCUUACAUCAUAAGAGCAUUGAACGCCUGGGAUAAACGAUGGGUCGAGCAACCGGACUAUGAUAAGCGAUUGGAUGCCCUCAAGGCCAUCAACGGGAAACUUGAAGACGAAUCGAUUGGAGGAGUUGAUUUGGAUCUUGGAGUUCUGGUGAUUUACAAUUGCUUCCAUUUCAUCAAAUACGACAAGGACAUGGGAUUGAGGGACAAUGCCUGUGAGCAUCUUCGACUUCUGGUGCCGAAAUUGAUCAAGAAAUACGAGUCAAGUCGAAAGGACAUCGAUUACCUGGUGGGCGACAUCCUCCUGAACCUGAUUCGGAGAGCUAUCAGGGAUAGCAAUGAGAAUGUCCACAACGAAGGCAUCCGACUGCUGGGUGAGAUGGUGAGGCAGUGUUCCAGCGCCCACCAAGUUCUUGUUGAUAUGAAAGAUUUGGCCGACGCGCAAGAUCCAGAAGUUGAUUUCUUCGAGAAUAUGACUCAUCUCCAGAGUCAUCGACACGGCAGGGCAUUGUUGAAGUUCUGUAGCGUAGCCAAAACUCUGACAGUGGCUCCGAACCAGAGGACUCUGAUGCAAUUCAUUAUGCCACUGGCUUCGAGGUAUUUACUGAAUGAGAAACAUGCCGCCAAGCAUACUCUGGUCGAUGCGGCCAUAGAAGCUCUGGGAACUGUUUGUCAGCUCCUACCAUGGCAGCAUUAUCAAGCUGUGCUGAAGUUGUACCUGCAGAAGAUGAGAACCAGCCAAGAACACCAAAAACACUGCGUCAGGAUUGUUGUGCGGAUAUUGGACGCUUUUCACUUCGACCUCUCCCAGGCGUCGGGAGACAAAAGUUCGUUGGAAGCUUUGAAAGUCAAACUGCUUGAGGAGAAGCCAAAAGAAGAGCGAAUCGAGAAGACAGUGAAAAAAGAAGAAGAAGAAGAUGACGAAGGAUCUGGCGAGGAAGAAGAGGUAGAUUCAGAUUUAGAUGAAAUCGAAGACGAAGAAGAUGAAGAGGAGGAGCAUAAACCGGCGAAGAUAGCAAUCCUGGACAGCCUGACGGUGUUGCACAAGAACUCUGCCAAGCGAGUAAUGCAGACAAUCGCCACCAUUUUGAUACCAACUCUCAAUCGAUCCAUUACCGAGAAAAGUUCCUACGAUGGCAAACACAAAAUAAAUCGCAAGCGUUUCAGCUUCGAACGUGAAGAAGAAGAGAUUCAAAGAGUUCCAAUUGGUUUGGCUCUUGUGAAACUUAUGCAAAAGCUUCCCAAAGAAGUGUUGGACACAAGUCUGCCUGGGGUCUUCAUGAAAGUUUGUACAUUCCUUAAGUCACCAUUGAAGUCGGUGCGAAUGCUCACCAGGGAUAUCUUGAAGAAGAUCAUGUUGACUCUUGGUGCUAGUUAUUUGGCCAUGUUGCUGGACCAUUUGACGAGUUUACUGACUCGGGGAUUCCAAGUCCACGUCCUCUCGGUGACAGUUCAUGGGAUUUUGGAUGCUCUGAGGGACAUUAUCAGGCCUGGCGACAUCGAAGCGUGUUUGAGUAAUAUUUUGGAAGUCACCCUGAAUGACAUUUUUGGAGAAUUGGCAGCCGAGAAGGAAAUCGAAAAAAUUACAGCCCACACUCCGGAGGCAAAGCCAAGCUCGAAGAGUUAUCUGGUUCUGCAUAUAAUUUCAAGAAAUAUUCAAGAAUCUUGUCUGCUAGACAUUCUUGUGCCAUUCAAAGACUACCUGGCCAAGAGUCAAUCGAAGAAGAUGACCUCGAAGAUUCAAGACUGCUUCCAGAAAAUCGUCACCGGAUUAGUUGAGAAUCCUCACAUAUCCCGAGAAUCCCUAUUGAUUUUUGUCUACGGAACAAUGUCCGAAAGCAUUCCCGAUCUGCUUCCCGGUGUCGAGACGAAGCCUCUAAGUGAGAACGAAAAGGAGAAAAUGCGUCGAGCACGUCCGGACUGUUUCAUCAUUCAACCAGAGCCUAAAUUCCGUGCAGGCGCCUUGCGGAAGAAUGUGAAGAACAAUGCCCAAGCAAAUGCACAUAUCCUCAUUGAAUUCGGUCUGGAGAUGCUUCACAUUGUCCUCAAACGAAAGAAGCUCUCCGAAAUUGCCUACGAACCGUUUUUGAAUCCCGUCCUGCCACUAAUUCGAGACUCCCUCAAGAGCACCCACAUUCGAGUCACCACCUUUGCCCUGAAAUGUGUUACAUCGAUUUGGAAUGAAGCCUACGAGCUGCCGGAAUUCAAGAACUACCUCGACGACAUUGUCGGUAGGUUGUUUGAAAUCUUGCAAAACUUCUCUACCUUUGGAGCGACCAAGCAGGAGGAGAACUUCCAGUUGGUGAAGAACGCCUUCAAGUGUGUUGUGGCUCUGUUGAGGAAGUGCACGGAAUACAAGUUGAAUGAGGUUCAAAUCGAUCAGUUGAUCUACUACAUCGAACAUGAUCUCCAUGAGGGUGGAAAUCAGACCAUGGCGUUCUCGCUCCUCAAGGCACUGGUCAAUAGAAAGGUGGACACUAAGGAAAUGCACGAAAUUAUGAUAAAGCUACGAGAGAUAACGAUUGUGUCUCCAUCCGACUUUGCCAGAGAUGAGUCGCGGGCCAUUCUGAUGACCUACAUGAUGGAGUACACCCUGAAGAACCGAGUCGAGAGCUAUUUGAAGUUCUUCAGCCGACAACUGGAUUACUCGCUUCCGAGUGGACGAUUAUCAGCCAUACAGUUUCUGAACACAAUCAUCAAGAAGUAUCCGCAGAAUGUGCUCGCCAAGAAGGCAGAGUUCAUAUUUGUCUCACUUGGAGCUCGGCUGGUUAACGAUGACAUGUCGGAAUGUAGGAAAGCUGUCGCUGAGUGUAUUGAACUGCUGAUAGGUCGUUUGGAGAUGGGGACACGCCAGGCUCUCUUCGAUGUGACCUUGCUCUUCUUCACCGCCGACAAGCCGUCUGUUAGGGAAAUGGCGGCGAUGUUGUGUUCGAGGUUCCUGGCCACAGAAAAGGAAGAAUUUGAGCCGCGAGUGAAAGUUGUCCUACCAUCGUUAAUCGGUCGUCUCAUGUUAAAUAAUCCAAAUGCUCCAGGUCGGUUUGUGAGGGCUCCAGGUGGAGGAAGUAUUGAUGACUCAGAAGAGCCAAUACACCAUAAACAAAAAGGUAAAAACGGCAAGAGAUUCCAUAAACCUCCGGCGUUGACCGAAGAGCAAAUCGAGCUGAAUGAAGCGAUAAAGCAGCGAGAGAUCGACCACGAACUAAUCCAGAUGCAGAAUUGUAUUUUGAAAAUCCUGGAGUACUGCCCAGAUGUCUUGAAUAAAGAGGACUUUAAUGUGCUGAUCGAUGAAUUGGCAAAUGAAUCACAAAAGCUACUUGGCUACGAACACGAAUGGGUUCGUGUUAAUUCGGCCAAGAUCCUGGCCAUCAUCUUAUCCACUUAUGACUUUUCACUCGUUGGCCAAAUCAUAACAAAGACUGCGAAAAAAGAAGACACUCAGAGGGAUUACGUUUAUUUGAAUCCGAAAAACGAUAUCAAGAGUUUGGUGUUGGAUUUGUGUGCGCAAGUUGUGCCCGGCGAGACGAAUCCACAAAUGAUGGACGAGAUUGUUAAGGUGUUCCUCUUUGUGGCCAAUAUGCUGAGGGAUGUCCCAUUCAAUGGGGUGGGUGUGAAAGUGAAGAACGAAGAUGACGACGAAGAUGAAGAUGAGAUCGAAGAUCUUCAGAACGAUCGAAGUAAGAUAAAUCUUGCUUGGUUGGCGAAGAAUAUGAGGUUUUUGGCCAACAAAGAAUUGGUUUUGGCUUCCCAUAGUUGCAUAGCGAGAUCAGCUAUCUUCACUCUCAUCGAAGGUCUGAUAACUCUUCUGGAGACCGACACUGUGAAUAAACUUGCUCAUAGUGUUCUUUCGAUACUUCUUCGAGAAAUGUCGGAAGAAGAUCUCAAUGUCGAUCCUCAACUAAGGCAACAAGCUAUAAGAGUUGGUAGUAAAUUACGCAAACGCAUAGGAUCCGAUGUCUAUGAUAAGCUUAGAUCGAGUCUUCAAAUGAGACUAAUGAUGCGUAGAGCAGAGAGGAAGAAGCUUAUAGCACAAGAGAAAAUAAACGAUCCAGUGAGAGCGGCUAAGAGGAAAAUUAGCAUACAAGAGAGGAAAAAGGCUUCAAAGAAACGUAGGGUAGAUGUGAUUCGAGGAAAAGCUGAGGGUAAGAAGAAGAGGAAGCGAAAAGCUGAAGAAGAUAUCUUUUAGUUUUUUUUUCUUAGUAAUUUUAAGAUUUUUUAGUUUGACGUAAUAAAAAAUAUUUGUAAAUAUUUUUUCUUAA